UCUCAUCACUUUUUAGUUUCAUUCAAAAUUACCGCCUAAUAAAACGGCGCCUACCAACACUGGCCGCUCUGCCAGCACUGCUAGAGAUGGCCAUUGAUCGAUUGCCUUGCGAUAGCUCUGACUUGUGUUGUUAUCGACUAGUCAUCGCUGACCAGCUGUACAAAAAAGCCGAUCUGUUUAUAAAUAAAUAAAAACUAAAUAAAAAGAAGCCAUGGCAUUACAACACAGAGUUUGCUAGUCAACCAAAAUGAGCACCUUCCUAAGCUACACGAAAAACCAUCUGCGGUGCCGGCUGCAACUGUAGCUCUAGUUUUAUCCAUUGUGCCACUUGAGAACCACCGUUUUCAAUGCUCAGCGAGGAUCAGGAAUCCUUGGAGGAACCAGAGGAGCCCUGCGCCGUCUGGAAGUUCCGCUGCAGCGUGGCCCGGUGUCCCUACCGCACCAACAGGCCGUACAACAUGGCGCGACACGAGGAGUCCCACUCGAAUCCCAUGGAAUCCAAGCUCAACCGCUGUCCCAUUUGCGUCUACAGCACCGACAAGUCCUCCAAUUUGAAGCGGCACAUCUCCAUCAAGCAUCCUGGCGCCCAGGAUCGGCUGCCGGAGAGCCAGUCCCCGGAUCGCAGCGCCAAGAUUCAGUGCCAGGUGAUGGGCUGCAAGUACGAGACGAAUCGACCCUACGACCUCAAGCGCCACUUGAUGGUGCACAACAAUCCGGAGAAGAGCCACCGCACCUUCAAGUGCUCUCUGUGCACCUACAGCUCCGACCGAAAGGGCAACCUCAAGCGGCACCACGAGCUGCGGCACUCGGGCAUCGAGGAGGCCAUUCAAACGGCCGAGGAGCUGCGCCAGGAGUUGCGAAUGGAGAAGGAGAGGAUGGAGCAGCAAAAGCUUAAGCACCAAAUGCUACAGGAGCAGAAGCUGAAGGAACACAGCUCAAAGGUGCAGAAGCACAAGCAGAGGGAGCAACAGCUGAAGAAACAGAAACUGAAGGAGCAGAAGUUCAGGGAAGAGAAGCUGGAAGAUCAGAUGCUUGACGUUCAGAUGCUGGAGGACGAGCUAGAGCAAGAGGACAUGCAGGUGACGGUAGUGCGAGAAUUGCCCAGACCAAAGGAGAAUUUGCUAAGCAGUUUGAUGGAGGACCUCGCAAAAGAGGAACAGGCGGAAUUUGUCUAUGAACCCGUGCAAGAAGAGCAGCCGCCCAUAAUUACCAUUUGCAAGUCGCAGACAAUCCAUGGAGACAUCAGCGAUAAGCAAGUCAUUGCUGUCAAUGUAAAUGGCCAGCUGCGGUGGUUCCAAUCCAUAGAUCCACCACCUGGAGCUCCCACAAAACUGGACAUAGCCGCGAAGAAGCAGGCAGUUUUCGCCCAGCAGCAAAUGGAGGCCUUGGACGAUGAGUUGGCCCUGUCUCUGGCCGAGCAGGAUCAACAGGAGGAACUGCUCGUCGAAAUGCUGACUGAAGAGAACCCAGUCGAGGCUAAGCAAAGCACUCCCAUAGAACAGGACUGGAGUUGGAGUACCCCUCAUGCUGUACACCACAUAACGCCCAAAAUGAAAGACGACGAGCACAAAACUGAUGAUGUGGAUGCGGAUUUUCCCGAUUGGUGGGACGAUGGCAAGUACACAAAGUUGUCCAAGAACCAAGUGUUUCGGAAUCAGACGAAGAAACCCUCGAAGGCCAAUGUGCAGCGCAUCCUGCGGAUAAUCUACGAUGUCUAUUACAAGCCUUUCAAGGAAGAUCGCAAGCGAUUCGAGGCCUUUCAAAUCAAGGACUCGUGGCUGUGCGCCACGCAAAUGACCCGCAUGCAGAUCAUCAAGGACAUGUACUCUAAGCAGGGCACCUGAACUAUCGGAAAAACGUAUUAUUUAAAUAAGUUUAUAUAUUUUUGAGAACACAAUAUUUACGUGCACUGUACGUAUCUCAAAGAUCACAUAAUGUUUAGCAAUGGGCAUUAAAAUUAGACAUUUUAAGCUUAUAAGAAAAAUACAUCUUGAAUAUUUGUAAAACGUUA
Drosophila biarmipes is the source of this 2011-nucleotide messenger RNA. RefSeq names its product zinc finger protein 366. Lineage: Eukaryota; Metazoa; Arthropoda; Insecta; Diptera; Drosophilidae. Gene Ontology annotation, cellular component: nucleus. The coding region runs from base 348 to 1844 and encodes 498 amino acids. The transcript is spliced from 3 exons. The record is from RefSeq and is a predicted model, not a curated record. Gene Ontology annotation, biological process: regulation of gene expression.